AUGAACGACUCACCCUAUCAAAAGCUUGUGUUACAGGCACGAGACGAGGAGCAGCAACGACGGCGAUCCGCAGAGCUGGCACGAGAGGAGGAGCAGCAACGACGGCGAUCCGCAGAGCUGGCACGAGACAAGGAGCAGGCAAAGAAUCGCAAUACUACCCUACCCGAAUAUCUCGAUGCCCUUCACACUCACCUGCACUGCGGCUUAUCCGUUAACGAGAAGAGCAUGAGUACACAAGGCGAUCCAUCCAACGCGAAGAAGAAGGCCCGACCAGAUCGACUACGGCUUUGGACAGACUUCCCUACCCUGCAGAUAGCCAUCUGGGACACUUUGGUGAAAUCGGAAUUCAUCCACGCACGCCAAUUCCAAUCGACCGUCACUCUACAACAGAACGGAGAGAUGGUCAGGCGCAGGAUGAUGAGCUCGGAGCUUGACCUGCACUAUUUCGAGCGACUCACGGUGCAUGAGCACGUGUCGCUCAUUGUCAGCAAGCUCUAUGAGCAGGACGAGGAACUGCGGCAAGCUUUCAAGCUAGAGGGGUCGGUGGACUUUGAGAACCACGCCAACACGCUCAGCUCGGCGCCGGAACUGGACCAGUCCGGGCCCCGCCCGAGUCAUUCAGCACUUAUAAGGGCCCGAGGGCAAUCCUUCGACUCGCAGCCACCCGCCACGCCGACUCCCGCGUCGACUCCCACGCCGACUCUUCGCCCCCUCGCGGACCAGUUCUGCGUCUACAACAGUGGUGCACACAAACGUAUUCCCGCCUUGAUUAUGGAAUACAAGCCGCCUCAUAAGCUUACUUUAGGCACCAUCUACGAAGGGCUGGAGGAGUUUAACCUAGAAGACGUCCAACUCAAAGGUAAAAACGAGGAACCGAAGCAGCGCCAGCGCCGCUUAGUAGCCGCGACCAUUACCCAGGUCUUCUCGUACAUGAUCCGUUCCGGUCUCGAGUUUGGAUGCGUCUGCAUCGGCGAAGCGACCAUCUUUCUUAGGGUGCCUGAGGAGGACCCAAGUACCGUCUACUUCUACCUCUCCGUACCUAAAGGGGAUGUUGGCGAUUCGACCGGAUGGACUACGGAUGGAGACCAGGACAAUCGGCUCCAUCUUACCGCAGUCGGCCAAAUGCUCGCCUUCACCCUCCAAAGCCUCAGGAAGGUGCAGCGCCCCAACGACUGGCGCGCUAGCGCCCUGAAGCAGCUCCAAACUUGGGAUAUAGUCUACAAUGAAUUUGUCGCGGCGGUGCCGAAGGGCACAGAAGCACCCUCUUCGGAGUAUCGGCCAUCCCGCCAGCUUGGCUUUCUUCGCGCGUCGCCCAUCCGCUUGCGACCUCGACGGGGCGCCCUCGUCCGGCGGUCCUGCGGGUCCAAUGACCCAUCUGCCCUCGGCGACAGUGAUCAAAGCGGUUCCGAUUCAGAAACACCCAGCCGACGAGCUCGACCCCCACCUUCUUCGCGGGCGGUGGAGCUGCCGCUCCGAGCCGCGGCCAGUUCGUCAUCGAAGAAGACCACGACAUCUGGAGACCGUGCGGGUCAGCAGUACUGCACGCAGGAAUGCCUCCGCGGCUUACUCGACGGCGGGCCCCUCGACAAGUCAUGUCCUAAUAUAGACCAGCACGGAUAUGACCAUCACCAGAUCGACGCGGCCGCCUUUUGUACUCUCAUGCAGCAACAGCUCGCCGAGUGCAUGGAUACAAACUUCGAGGUAAUUGGCAGAUGCGGGUCCCGCGGGGUGCCGUUCAGGGUGCGACUGGCAUCCUAUGGAUAUAUACUCGUCGCUAAGUGCACGCCCCCCGACUUCGUCCACCAUCUCCAGCACGAAGCCGCCGUCUACGACCGGCUCCGCCCUAUCCAAGGCCUCUUCGUCCCCGUACACAUAGGAAACAUCAAUCUUGUACGGCCGGUCUACUACGAGGGCAUCGCGGAGCUCACAUACGUCAUGUUCCUAAGUUUUGGAGGCAUGCCGAUUUCCCGACAGAUCACUACCGACAACCGCGCGCAAAUCACCGAGCAGGCUUUAAGCUGCGUCCGGGCAAUCCACAGCUUAGACGUCCUACACCGCGACAUCGCCAAUCGCAAUAUCCUUCGGGACGUCAGCAUCGGCAGGACGAUGGUCAUCGACUUCGAGCGCUCGGAGCUACGACCGCCUCGGCCGGUGCUUGGCCCCGUCUCGCCGAAUUGGAAGAGAAAGAGGGAUAAAGGUGGUGUAGGUAAGACGCGGCAGGGCGUAGCAGACCCAUAUUCGGGGGAGAGGGAAGAGGUCACUUGGGAGCUGUCGCGCCUAACUGUCUAA
Molecule: messenger RNA, 2289 nt
Organism: Trematosphaeria pertusa
Lineage: Eukaryota; Fungi; Ascomycota; Dothideomycetes; Pleosporales; Trematosphaeriaceae
Exons: 2
Coding region: 1-2289 (762 amino acids)
Source: RefSeq, a predicted model, not a curated record